This is a messenger RNA of Salvia hispanica, 877 nucleotides long. Its product is annotated as ras-related protein RABA5b-like. The record is from RefSeq and is a predicted model, not a curated record. Gene Ontology annotation, molecular function: GTPase activity; GTP binding. NCBI's taxonomy places the organism in Eukaryota, Viridiplantae, Streptophyta, Magnoliopsida, Lamiales, Lamiaceae.
GAGAAAAAAGAGACGAAUUUAUGAAUCCUUGAAUUGAGCAGCACGCCGCCAAAGUCCACUACAGUCCACACUGUUUCUUUCUUCCUUGAAUCGCAAAUCAAUCGAAGCACCUUUUCGUCUAUGGCGGAAGAGAGUGGUGAAGAGUACCUGUUCAAGAUAGUGGUGAUCGGCGAUUCCGCUGUGGGGAAAUCGAAUUUGCUGUCGCGGUUUACUCGAGAUGAGUUCGACCACAACUCCAAGGCCACGAUCGGAGUAGAGUUCCAGACGCAGGUGCUCGAGGUCGACGGGAAGGAGGUGAAAGCGCAGGUGUGGGAUACCGCCGGCCAGGAGCGAUUCCGCGCCGUCACCUCCGCCUAUUACCGCGGCGCCGUCGGAGCUCUCGUCGUCUAUGAUAUUACUCGGAGGACUACUUUCGAUAGCGUCAAGCGUUGGCUCGAUGAGCUCAAUACUCACUGUGACACUGCAGUCACACGGAUGCUUGUGGGGAACAAGCGCGACUUGGAGAGCAUCAGAGAGGUGACAACAGAGGAGGGCACGGAGUUGGCUGAAGAAGAAGGGAUGUUCUUCAUCGAAACAUCUGCCUUGGAUUCGACUAACGUGAGCAAGGCAUUUGAGAUUGUUAUCCGUGACAUCUACGAGAAAGUGAGCAGGAAAAUCCUCAGCUCCGACUCGUAUAAAGCAGAGUUAUCUGUCAAUCGUGUUAGCCUUGAUUUAUCGAAGCAGAAAAGCUAUUUCUCAUGUUGUUCAAGUUAGGUUGAUAAGUGUGGGAAUGCCUCUUAUUUAUUUCUCUGUUGCUGUACUGGCUUAUAUGUAUCAUUUAUUUUGUCACAAAAGGAAAAUAGCAUUACUAUUUACAUAUAUAGUGUUGAUUAUUUCA